Messenger RNA from Dichomitus squalens LYAD-421 SS1, 2713 nucleotides. RefSeq lists its product as uncharacterized. The transcript is spliced from 5 exons. Gene Ontology annotation, biological process: negative regulation of transcription by RNA polymerase II. Gene Ontology annotation, molecular function: histone deacetylase binding. The coding region runs from base 14 to 2713 and encodes 899 amino acids. Lineage: Eukaryota; Fungi; Basidiomycota; Agaricomycetes; Polyporales; Polyporaceae. The record is from RefSeq and is a predicted model, not a curated record. Gene Ontology annotation, cellular component: Sin3-type complex.
GUCGUCCGCGGCGAUGCCGAGCUCAACUGUCUCCCUCGAGUCUCUUAGCUCUCCUUCUCCCUCUCCCCCGCCAGCAGAACCUGAAGAGCAGCACGAGCAGCACAGCGGCGCAGGCCUCGACAGUGGCUCAGAGCUCUCCGAGCUUACCGAAGACGAACAGGACAACGACGGCGCGGUUGACGACGAGGUCCCUCGCGCAUCUGCGCGCAAGAAGAAGCAGCAGCGCGCCAGUGUCGUGCCCCAGCCCAUGUGGGACUGGGCGACGAAAAAGAAGCCAGAGAAGAAGGACAAGGCCGACUGGCGCUCCAAGUUCGAGGAGGAAGAGGAAGAGGAGCAGCCCGGACCCGCAGAGGCCAUGGAAGAGGAGGAAGAAGACGAUUACGCACAAUACAAGGACUCAGAAUCUGAACGCGACCUUACCCCAGACAUGGAGGAGAACGGGGAUGGGCACGGGGAUGGGGUCAGCGACAAUGAGGUGGACGAGAACGAACAGGACCCUCCGGAAGACGAGGAUGAAUCUGGUGAUGAAGUUCCCUUCCAAACAGCUAUCGCCGUCCCCAACGGGAACGUUUCGGGCGACGAGGUCUACGAUCCCGAGGAUGCUGAGCCCGAGCCAGACGCGCUCGACGACCCGCAGUCGCCCAAAGCGGUGGCGUCACCUGCCCUCACCGACGACGAGAAUCAUGAUGCCGGAGAAGAUGAGGUGGACGACGAAGACGUCCCAGAAACUGGGGAGAUUACCAAGGAAGGCUCUGAGGUCGACGAGGAGGAACUACCCGCCGACGACGUCGAUGCUGACGCUGACAUCCCUGUGGAGGACGAGCAACCUACCACUGAGGCGGUCACCCCUGUCGAAGGCGUUGUUGACGCUGCAGACCCAGACCCAGACGCCACAAUGGACGUCGACGUUGUGCUACCCGUGCUCCCGUCACCCGUCGCCGGGACGUCAAUCAUGGCCGGUCUCUUACGGCCCCCGUCACCAUCGUCUUCACAACCAUCCACCCCCUCCGCGUCUCGACUUUCCUCCCGAUAUCCCUCUGUCGAACCAGAGCAAGAGCAGGAUGUCCCCUCGGAACCUGAAGCGGAACCCGAGCCCGAGCGGAAGCCCUCCGGACGCGCUGCAAGGAACAGGAAGACCAAGCCCCGCACGCGCGCCGCGCGUAGGUCACGGGCAGCAGCACCUGCUGAAGCUGGGGAUGGAGACCCCGACGCGGACCAGGCUGAACUGCCCGAAGGCGAGGGUGCAGACGCGGAUGACCUAGAGGUCCCAACGCCGGAGCUCGAUCUGGACGCUGACAUGCAGCCUGCGCAUCGCGCAGAGGCACUCGACGAGCUUGCCAAGAUCGAGCUCAAAUUCGCACUGCUGCGGGAGCGACUGUAUGUGGAGAAGAUGGACUCGCUCGCGUGGGAGGAGGGGCUCAUCGCAGACGGAACGCACCCAGAACUGCUGCAUCUGCAUGCGGAGCUGUCGAGCAGGCGUGACAAGAGGCUAGAGCUCGCGGCGCGUCGACGUGAUUAUGAGAUCGCGAAUGUUACGAAACGCCGGAGGUUGGACGAGGCGGGUGCUUGGAGUAGUUGGAGUAACGCUAGGGACGAGCUUCAGACUCAAAUGAUCGCUGAAACCAACGGAAAGAAGCGCAAAUUGGAACGCGAACGACGGACCCUGGAGCGUCCUCCACCACCGCGUCGCUUCCCUCUACCUUUGCAUGAGGUUCCUCCUGCCCCGUCACUGAGCGAAAUUGUUCAGUCAAGCCCCUUUGGCCUCCCGGAAUCGGCAUCCGCACUCCUGAGACGCACAUCGCGCAAGAAAGAAUCAGCGUCCCAGAUACCCCUCGCGUACCCCACGCUCGCCCCCCUCUCGCGCCACGAGAUAAUACAGGAUUUAGACCAUUUCUAUUCGCACAGACACGUCCCAGUCGGAUACGACCCCCACCGCAAUGUGACGGGUCCGAUGAAUCCCGUCCUAGGCGGCAUUCCGCAAGGGAUGGACCCGUACGCGAUGGGGAUGCAUAUGAUGGAUGGCCCCAACCGCUUUGGUCCGCCAAUUCAGCAACAGCACUUACCGCAGCAAGGCAUGGUCCAGGGCUUCCCGCCUCCUCCGCGCCUUUCGCACCAACACUCCGCCCCGUCAGGUGGACUCCCCCACGUUCCUUCCCAUCAUCAGCUACAGCUGGAGCAAGAGAUGCAGAUGCGUCAGCCACCGGGAAUGCAACAUCUCCAUGUGGCCCAGCAAUUCGGGGGAGGUCCCGGUCCGGGAACGCUGAUGAGGCGCUCUAUAUCGCCUGUGCCUCUCAAUGGUGCUGGUCCUGGCGCGGGUGUGCCUACGACUAUUGGAGGUGGGCCCGUGCCUCCUGCGUUUGCUAAUCCCAAAUCCAACGGCUGGCCCGGAGGGAGGGAGUCAAAGCGCAUUAAUGGGGAGGGGAAAAGGAGCGUGCAGAGCGAGAACGGCUUUCACGCGAUCGUGAUCGUGAUCGUGAUCGUGAACGUGAGCGGGAGGCGGAGCGUACCUAUCAUAUGUCUCAUACCCAACCGCGACAUCCCGGGCAUCAACACCCUCAUCAGCAUGCGCAUAAUAACACUCAAGUGCAAGCUGCGCAUCACCACCCACCUCAUAACCACCAGCAUCAUCAUCAUCACGUGCACCACCAUCACCACCACGUCCCUCCGCAACAAGGGUUCCCGGGUCCUCCAGUGGGCCAUGCCCCUCCGAUGA